AUGGUUUCCUUAAAGGCAAAUCUGUUAUCACCAAUGUACUGGAGUCACUCAAUGAUUGGACAAGCGCAUUGGACAACAAAAAGUCCGUUGAUGUCAGUCACAAUGAGCUGUUGCACAAAUUCAAAAAACUUGGACUUCAUCAAUGUGUUCAGCUGGAUUAAAGAGUUCCUCAGUGAAACAACCUACCAAAAACGUAUAAGCACUUCUAACUCUGAUGUAUUUCGCCUUCACAGUGGAAUUCCUCAAGGCGGGGUUCUUUCUCCUAUAUUCUUUGAUAUUUACUCCGCUGAUUUGGCCUAUAUCGGUUAUAAUGACGAAGUUACUGCCAAACAAUAUGCCGACGACCUCAAAUCCUACAAAGUAAUCAAUUCUCCACAAGACUCAGUCUCAUUACAGAAUUCUAUCAAUAGUCUUGUUCAGUGGUCUGAAGAUUGGCAGAUCCCCCUCUCCUCUACCAAAACUUUUCACACGCGUAUAGGUGCUUCUUCUGCCAUCUCUUCUUCAUAUUUUAUAAAUGGCCAGGAGAUUUGUAAAGUUGAAAAGGUUAUUUAUAUAACAACAAACUUGAUUUCUGUGAUCACUACAAGGAAAUUCCCAAAAAAAGCAUUUUGUCGUACAUACCAAAGUGUCAAGGCCCUUACAACAAACGAUAGUAAGGACCUUAUUCGAGUAUGCAAGACUUAUGUACGGCCGUUGGUAGAGAAUGGAACAGUUGUUUUUUGCCCUCAUAAGAAGAAAGAUAUGGCUCUCAUUGAGAAGGUCCAAAAUAACUCACCAGAAAGGUACUUUUGCGGCGUGGUGGCUUUUGUAUGCUAG
This is a messenger RNA of Ostertagia ostertagi, 816 nucleotides long. NCBI's taxonomy places the organism in Eukaryota, Metazoa, Nematoda, Chromadorea, Rhabditida, Trichostrongylidae. The record is from the annotation of a GenBank genome assembly.